CAAUAGCAGCCGUUGUUCGCAGCUAACGCCAUGGCGGCAGUGCGUAGCUUACGGGUGUCGGUGAAAUCAGACAGCGGCUCAGACCGCUCGGAAUCAGAAUCUGACUCCGAGUCGGACAGAGAUACCCGCGAAGCCGAGCCGAUGGAGGUGGAAGAGGGAGAGCUGGAGGCAGAGGACAUAUCCGUCAACCGUUCCCUGAAGGAGUUGCUGCCGGAUACGAGCCGACGAUAUGAGAACAAGGCUGGAGCGUUCAUCACUGGCAUUGAUGUCAACUCAAAGGAGGCAAUCGAGAGGAAAGAGAAGCGAGCAAGACGUUUCCAUUUCUGUGGGGAGGAGAGUGUCGGUCAGAUGACUGUUUUUCUGGAUAAAGACAUCAUGAAGAAAGCUAUCCCCAGACUACGCCUGGAGGCGAUCCACGUGACUGGCGUGGACGACAUGAGCACACAGGAUGUCUUUGGAUAUUUUAAGGAAUAUCCUCCAGCACACAUCGAGUGGAUUGAUGACACAUCCUGUAAUGUGGUUUGGCUCGAUGACAACACAUCCGUCCGAGCCCUCAUCAACAGCAGCCGGAUGCCUGACCCGGAUGCUGCUACCACAGAGACGGAGUGCACCGACCAGUCUGACCAACAGAGAAAAGGUCGUCGGGGUCACGGUUCAGAUGACGAGGAUGAUGAAGAGGAAGAGGGCGAGGUGGAUGAGGAUGAGACAGCAAAGAAGAGCAGCGAGGAGAUUGAGGUGAAAGACAGCGAUGGAGAGGCGGAGCAGAAAAGAAAAGUGGCGGGUGGUCAGAUGGAGGACCUGUCCAGAGCGGAAAGAGAGUCUCUAUUGAGAAACGACCUGCGACCGGCCAUCAAACCCUUCAAAGGAAACAAACUCUUCCUGCGGUUUGCCACACAAGACGAUAAGAAGGAGUUGGGCGCCGCUCGUCGCAGCAGAUACUACAUGAAGUACGGAAACCCAAACUACGGAGGGAUGAAGGGAAUCCUCAGCAACUCCUGGAAGAGGAGGUAUCACAACCGGCGGAUCCAGCGAGAUGUCAUCAAGAGCAAGAAGCCUCUGAUUGGAGACAGCAUGGGACACACACCCCCAUACACACACCGACAUUCCGCUGACCUGGUCAACCUCCCGGAGGAGCCCAUUAAGGAGGAAGAGGAGGAGGAGGAGGAGGAGGAGGAUGAGGAUGGCGACGAGGACAUGGACUCAGACGACAGGGUGGUGGAGUACAAAGAGCGAGGUGAUCGAGAGAGAGGCGAAAGGGGCGGUGUUUCUCGUUCACUGGGGGCGGGGCUUCGCAGUCGGGCAGAGCGCUCUCCGUCUCCCUGGUCAGAGUCGGACGAGAUGGACUACGACCUGGAGCUGAAGAUGAUCUCAACACCGUCACCGAAGAAGAGCAAGAAGAUGACGAUGUAUGCUGAUGAGCUGGAUACUCACCUGAAGAGCAUCCGGAACAGGAUAGGUGGUUCAGGAUCACAGAGUAGGCCCAAAUCCACAUCGCCUGCCAAGGUGACGGAUGUCCGGCAGCUGCUGGAGGAGAAAAGACAGGGACUCUCUCAGCACAGACAGCCCCCCCCAGUGGCCGCCAGUGGAAAGACAGAUGUACGGCAGCGGUUGGGGAAAAGACGUUACUCUCCAGACAGACGGCGCUCCCCCUCCCCUGUCUCCCCCAGAGACACGCCUCCAGCUAGAGAACCAAUCCGAGACGUCCAUCGCAGACUGGGCGUGGCUAGCCAAGACAACAGAGGUGUCUUCUCCAAUUCCUCCAAAGACAGAAAGACAGCAGGCGGCCUGUGGAGCAGACUCGGCUCCGGUGGCGACGAGGACGACAGCGGCGGCGGACGUCACAAGCGCAGAUCAAGCAGCCGGUCGUCGGGCCUCUUCUCCUCCUCCUCCUCGGGCCGGAAUGACGACGACGCCGGCGAAGGCAGGAGGAGAAGAGGCAACGGAGAAGAGGAAGAGGAGGUGGAGGAAGAAGAUGACUCAACACUCCAGAAGAUGUGGGGCGCCAUGAUCAAACAGAAACAGGAGCGCCUGACCCACAAGAUGAAGAAGAGUCGCCUGGACAACCUGCCGUCCCUGCAGAUCGAGAUCAGCCGCGACAGCAGUGACGACUCGGACGCCUGAAGCUGAACCAGCGGUGGAGGAAGGAAACUUCAAAUCGCUCUUUUUUUCCAAGUACAAUAACAUACAGACAUGAAGCUGUCAGACCAGACUACAGAUCUGAGGCCAGUGUGAUGGGUUAUCUUUGAUCAUUUCUCAUUAUAUACCUGCGGUCCAUGGAUGGGUUACUGAAGGGGCCCACCAAGCACAGGCUCAGGGGCCCAAAGGGUCAAGGGGCCCCUGUUUGAAGUGACUUAAUAUUUCUUGUUGUCAGUUAAAGUAGAGAUGUUCAGAUCGGAGUCUCUUAAUAUUGAGAAUCUGCAAUCAAAUCCACACUCAAACUCAGUAAUGUACCUUUAAAAUGCCUAAAUUUGGUGUAGCAGUAUGAGUUUCUCAUAAGGCCUCUUUUCAUGUGUCUAAAUACUGAAUUUCGCUACAGUAUUUGAACCAAUGUCUGAGAGCUUAAUGAUGAGAGACUCAGAAUAACCACAGUGUGACUCACACAAUCCAGCCAAGAAUACCCCAAAUCCCAAAAUACAGUGUAAAGCUUGUACAUUUAGUUAAAAUCCCAUAAACGGUUGUUGGGGAGCAGCUACAUUUUUGCAUAUCUGUAUCCAAGGGCCCAGAAUAAGCUCAUGAUCCAUCCAGGCUUCUGUCGAUGAGUAUUAAAUAUCUGUGCUGACAACCAAUCGCCAAAAAAACGUAUCAAACGUGCAUAAUUUCUCAGUUGUGUUCUUGUCAGGACGUAACAGAGCAUCAUGGGAAACUCUCCCCUCAAACUCAAUCAGAUCCUCUUCCUCUCACUUGGCCAAGUUUUCAAAAAGCUGCUCUGUACAUCAUCAAUAAAUCAUUCCCGCGUUACUGUGGAGGUGUUGGACACUGCUGGCCUCUUCAUCUCAUAACUUCACAAACUGUGUGACGUGACAAGGCCUCAGGUGUCCCCUGAGAAUUGAACCCUGAACCCUGGGGGUCGUAUCGAUGCCUUGCUCGGGACCAACGCUUUGAGCUUUUCAUUGUCCGGUUGCAACUCAAGUCAAAUCCAGUGCAAAACUUAAUUUACAAAACGUGUGUCUUUACGUUGUUUCGCUCCCGUUCAGUCUGAGCAGAGCUGCGAUGCUCAGUCUUCUCUAUGGACAGCGAGGAGAAGCCGGAGAAAGAGAAGACUUGGGGAUCAAUAAAAGAUUCACUGUAAGAGUGAUGAGAAUGAAAUGAGAUCAGCCAGUCUGACUCCACCUAUACUCCACCUCUUUGCUCCAGACUUCUCAUUGUUUCUCUUCAUGUUGUUCCUCUAAAAGCUGAAAGAACUGUUGAUGAAACACUCUUACAAAAAGAGACAGAGUGUUUAUUUUCUGAUGGUAAACGUCCUAAAUGUGGAACUUUGUCGUGCAUCUUUUAAUCACCUUCUGUGUACGUCUGUUAUUGAGCAACAUCCCAGUUCCUUCAGACUGUUGCCUGUCUGUGUGGACACAAACGCUGUAUUUUACUUCCAACAGUUUCUCUGUACGAGUGUGCUCACAGGAUUUUUGUUGUCUUGUGUUUUUUUCAUUUUUCUUUAAUCAAACUUGUUGGAGGAAACACAAGUCAGGUGACAUCACUGCUGGUCAUAAAUUUAGAUAAUUAUUAAAAUGUUGGCUGACGCUUGAUUUUACAUGUCUCCAAUUUCACAAUAAUUACCCCUGAGUUUUACCAGAAAGAAUUACGUCAUUUGGUGGGAAAUGUAAAACAACUGGAGAAGCCUUUUAAUUGAUACUCUUCAAUGAAUCAAAUGAAUUCAAAGCAGGUUAGCUGAACACAUGAAAUACAGACAUUUGUCCACAAGCAACAAAUAUAACGAAUGUAGUUGCCAAUAAUGAGUAAAUAACUACUUGAGUUAAAUCUGUGCUGCGACUGCUACGUUCAUGAUUAAUUAAUCUGCUGAUUAUUUUCUGAAAGGCAUUUUUCAAGUAAAGAAAAACAAACCAUUUAGUGGCUGCAGCCUCUGAGAUUUGAGCAUUUACUGCUUUUUUCAGUCUGUUAUAUAUUUUAGUUUUUUGGUCAAAAUCAGCAAAUUUGCAUCAGCAGCUGUGCCACCAACAACUCACCACCAGGAUCAGACUAGUAAAUUCCCAGUUAUUAGUACCAAAUUACAGAGUUCUGUUUAGGAGACUUGAAAGAAACGAUUGGAAAAUGACGGACCUGUGAGAUGACGUGCUGCUGCUGUUGCCAGCUCUGACACUGAAACAUGUCGGAAGUAAAACAAGUUCAGUGUCGUCUGGAGGAACCGCAAGUUUAACUUAAUUUAAUCAGCAUUUUUGCAUUAAACCAAGGAUCAAACCAGGUCUGCCCUUAAAAACAUGCAGAACAAUGUGCGUGCGCAAUUAUCAGGAGAUGCAAAUUCACACAAAGUCAAUGGAAAGCAUAUAAAAAACAACAACACACAAAUACUGAAAUCUCUGGUGUGAAAUAACCAGAAGAUGAUUGAUAAAACACGUUUUCAGGGCAUUUAAAAGAAGGAAAAGAGGGUUUGGGUGAAUCUAACACAACAACAAGAGGAACAGGGCGUGUGUUUGAAGCAAUAUUAGACGUUUGUGUUUAUUUACAGUGAAACUAAAUGUUUGUCAUGGAUUCUGACAGGAACAAACUCGCCUUUGGAAUGUCAUGAGAAGUUUUUCAGUCAUCAGACACUCAUUUCUUACAGACAUUUUAGAAGAAACAAAUCCAGAUGUUUUUUUUUUCCACCUCACAAAAUUUCGUCUUUGUUGUCUCAAAGCAGCAGAAAGCAGAUGAUUGAACAUCUUAAGGUUUUUGACUUUUAAUUUGACUAAAACAAACCAAUUGGAAUCAUUUCUGGGGCCUCUGAGAAUUUCAGAUAAAUCUUUUUUUAAUGAAUCAAGAAAAUAUUCAGCAGAUUAAUCAGUAAUCUUUAGUUGCAGCUAUACAGCAAUGAACUAGAGCCCACCGACACAUCAGCAGACGAUUCUGACCUCUCAUGCAUGAACCGAUGUGCAGGUGUGUAUCUGAGGAUCAGACACAGUAAAUGUCAGCAGAGAAAUGAAAAUUCCUCCAUUCAGAAAUUAUCAUUUAGAAACAGAGCCUCCGUUACAGUUUUUCAACAAGAGACAAGUUCAUUUUUGGACUGUAAGCCGUCGCAAACACUACAUGUCUGGGUCACACUUAAUUGAUUUCCAGGAUCUUUAUCAAAAACACUUGUUAAAAACACAUUUCAGCUUAUGUAUAGUUUUUAAAAUAUCACUAUGGUCCUCGUAAAUAGACUAGUAUCAGUCAGGCAGUGAACACAUGCAGGAAUAAAAGUGACUGACUGCACCAACGGGGACUGUGGUGGAUUUUUGAAGCUCUGGUUUUUUGUUAUUCCAGAUCACAUCCUGGUGUGGAAGCCCUGAUCCUGGUGUCACAUAUCAAACAGCAGCACUUAAACUGAAUUAAAAUGUCACGUCUGCAGUAUUUGUCCUGAUGGAUCAGAUCAGUCUGACUCGAUGGAAACGUCUCCAGAAAAUAAAGAUUCUUCUGUUUUUGUA
Molecule: messenger RNA, 5612 nt
Organism: Chelmon rostratus (copperband butterflyfish)
Lineage: Eukaryota; Metazoa; Chordata; Actinopteri; Chaetodontiformes; Chaetodontidae
Gene: ncbp3
Product: nuclear cap binding subunit 3
Exons: 13
Coding region: 31-2121 (696 amino acids)
Cellular component (GO): cytosol; nucleus
Molecular function (GO): mRNA binding; RNA 7-methylguanosine cap binding
Source: RefSeq, a predicted model, not a curated record